Messenger RNA from Phasianus colchicus (ring-necked pheasant), 836 nucleotides. NCBI's taxonomy places the organism in Eukaryota, Metazoa, Chordata, Aves, Galliformes, Phasianidae. The record is from RefSeq and is a predicted model, not a curated record.
GGGUGUAUGUGGAUGUAUGUGGAUAUAUGUGGAUGUGUGUGGAUGUAUGUGGAUGUAUGUGGAUGUAUGUGGAUAUCCUGCUGCUGCCAUAUCCUGUGCCAGCACCCCGGGGGGGGGGAUGAAGCACCGCCUGGGGAGGGGAUGGGGGUGGGGGGCACCCCUGCAGCACCGGCAGCGGCACCCUGGGCGUGGGGAGCCAUAGGUGGGGGGAUGCCCGUGGGCUCCUGCUGGGUGUUGCUGCCCCACGGCACCCCCACAGUGUGUGUGUGUGUGUCCCCAAACACAGCCGUGCGCAAUGACCGCAAUAAGAAGAAGAAGGAGGUGAAGGAGGAGGCGGCCGACAGCCCUGAGCUGAGCCCGGCGCUGGAGGAGCUGAUCCAGAAGGUCAGCAGGGCGCACCAGGAGACCUUCCCCUCACUGUGCCAGCUGGGCAAGUACACCAUGAGCUCGAGCGCCCAGCACCGCGUGCAGUUGGACCCGGGGCUUUGGGACAAAUUCAGCGAGUUGGCCACCAAAUGCAUCAUUAAAAUCGUGGAGUUCGCCAAACGCCUGCCGGGCUUCACCGCGCUCAGCAUCGCCGACCAGAUCACGCUGCUGAAAGCCGCCUGCCUGGACAUCCUGAUGCUGCGGAUCUGCACGCGCUACACCCCCGAGCAGGACACCAUGACCUUCUCAGAUGGGCUGACGCUGAACCGCACGCAGAUGCACAACGCCGGGUUCGGGCCGCUCACGGAUCUGGUGUUCGCCUUCGCCGGGCAGCUGCUGCCCCUGGAGAUGGACGACACCGAGACCGGGCUGCUGAGCGCCAUCUGCCUCAUCUGCGGGGGUGAGGGGGG